Silurus meridionalis is the source of this 2722-nucleotide messenger RNA. RefSeq names its product poly (ADP-ribose) polymerase 2 (gene parp2). NCBI's taxonomy places the organism in Eukaryota, Metazoa, Chordata, Actinopteri, Siluriformes, Siluridae. Bases 400 to 2328 code for a protein of 642 amino acids. The transcript has 19 exons. Gene Ontology annotation, molecular function: NAD+ poly-ADP-ribosyltransferase activity; zinc ion binding. The record is from RefSeq and is a predicted model, not a curated record.
UGUCCAGGUUUCAUUUAAAUUCCAUUGAUUUGAUUACCACACUUAAAUUUACAUUUGUGUAAGGAAAAUACAUUUAUCAAAACCGGUUAUAGUCACUGUGCAGCUGCGUAUGGGAUAUGUAGUUUUUACUCUAAGAUUCUCGUUGAAAGAAUUCGGUACAAUGGGAGCUUACACAAAAUAGCGCACACGGAUAUUAUUAGUGUUCAGAUUUAAUAUCGAUCCAAAGCCACAAUCAUGUACACACACGCACGUGUCACAACCUGACAGUCCGGGUUUAAACUUUAAAAACAGACGAUACUACUUCCGGACUACAAUGUGACGUCAUCGCCUCAGAAAACCUUUGCUGCUUUCGCGCCAAAGAAACAUAGCGCCUGAGAAACGAGCCGUGUGUGAGGAACAAUGAGACGAACUCGGAGCUGCAACAAACCUGAGGUGAAGGAAGAACUGGGAACAGAGUGGGCGUGGCAGGAUGAUGAUGGACAGUGGGUGUCAUACCCCUCUGAGGUGUGUUCUGAGAUCAACACUGCAGUUCAGGCUGGGAAGAAGCGUGUGUGUGUGUCGCUUGUUCAGAAGUAUGAGCUGGAUCUGGUGAAGAUGACCCAGACCAACACUAAGACUAAAUACCGCCGUCAAAUCCGUAAGACAGGGUGUGAUGAUGAAGGUGAGGGGCCGAGUGGGCUCAGGGUUAAAGAGGAGGAAAUGCCUGUUACUAAAAAGAGACGAGGAGGAGUGAAGGAGUGUGGAAACACAGAGGAACAGGACAGUAAAGAAAUGCUAAAGACAAUCGUGAUGAAGGGGAAAGCUCCAGUCGAUGCAGAGUGUAAAGCCAAACUGGGAAAGGCACAUGUCUACAGUGAGGGGGAGGAUGUGUAUGAUGUGAUGUUAAACCAGACUAACCUGCAGUUUAACAAUAAUAAGUACUACCUGAUCCAACUUCUGCAGGAUGACCAGGUCCAGGUCUACAGCGUGUGGAUGAGGUGGGGGCGAGUGGGAAAAGCAGGACAGAACAGUUUGGUACCCUGCGGUUCGGAUCUGGUUAAAGCCAAAGAAGUCUUUAUGAAAAAGUUCUUUGAUAAGACUAAAAACGAGUGGACACAGCGAGCAAACUUUGAGAAAAUUCCUGGAAAAUACGACAUGGUGUUUAUGGACUACAGCUUCAGAGGCAGAGAGGAGAACAUGGCAGUGAUGUCCACUCCCUAUGAGAUAAAACCAUCACAGCUAGAUGUCAGACUUCAGUCUCUCAUGGAGCUGAUCUGUGACAUUAAAGCCAUGGAGGAGUGUGUGCUCGAGAUGAAGUUUGACGUUAAAAAAGCUCCUCUCGGGAAGCUGACUGUGGAGCAGAUUCGAGCAGGCUAUGCCUCUCUGAAGAGAAUCGAAGAGUGUCUGAGAAAGAAAAGCAGCAAAAAACAGCUUCUGGAGGCCUGCAACCAAUUUUACACUCGUAUACCACAUGACUUCGGUUUGCGAACUCCUCCAAUUAUCUGCAAUGAGGAGGAUCUGAAGAAGAAAAUCGCUCUGCUGGAGACUCUCAGUGAUAUCGAGGUUGCAGUGAAGAUGGUACUGUCAGAAUCAGUGAGUGAUGAAAACCCUCUGGAUAAACACUACAGGUCUCUAAACUGUCUUCUCCAACCCCUCGAUCCACACACACACGAAUACCAGGUGAUUGUGAAAUAUCUGCAGUCGACUCACGCAGCUACUCACACUGAUUACACCAUGACAGUGCUGGACAUCUUUAGUGUAGAGCGAGAAGCAGAGAAAGACAAUUUCCUGUCUCAUCUUCACAACAGGACAUUACUGUGGCAUGGUUCUCGUCUGUCUAACUGGGUGGGGAUUCUCAGUCAGGGUCUCCGAGUUGCACCUCCUGAAGCUCCAGUCACAGGCUAUAUGUUUGGAAAAGGGAUUUAUUUUGCUGACAUGUCGUCUAAGAGUGCUAACUACUGUUUCACCACUCCGAAGAACAACGUGGGAUUACUGUCACUGAGCGAGGUUGCUCUCGGAGACUGUAACGAGCUUCUGGAUGCUAAUUACGAUGCUGACAAACUGCCUUCAGGGAAACACAGCACUAAAGGUCUGGGCCAGACCGCCCCGGACCCCAACCACUCCAUCACUCUGGAUGGUGUGAAGGUUCCUUUCGGACCUGCAGUGAGAACCAGCGUGGGACAGAGCGGCGGAUACACACUCCUGUAUAAUGAGUUUGUGGUGUACAACCCUGCUCAGAUACGCAUAAAAUACCUGCUGAGGAUCCAGUUUAAUUAUUCAGCUCUGUGCAGUAUCGUGUGUGGGGCUAAAGCGCGCGUCUGGGGGCUGAAGCGCGCGUCUGGGGGCUGAAGCGCGCGUCUGGGGGCUGAAGCGCGCCGGCUAGGGGCUGAAGCGCGCCGGCUAGGGGCUGAAGCGCGGCGUCUGGGGGCUAAAGAGCGCCGGCUGGGGUGGGAUCAGGUUAUAAAAUGUGUGAUUGAAAUGUAAUUAAGAAAGUUUGAGGUUUGUAUUUAAUUCCAGAGGAGGUUAAAAUGAUCAGCAUUUAUGUUGAGCAAUGAUUUUUGAGGUGAGCAGAGAAACAUCCAAAAUCACAAACUUUGCCUGAAAGCAAACAGAAAUUAAAUCAGUUUUUAAAGUGCUGUAGCUUUUCUACAAUAAACUGAAAGGAGAUUCUACAUCAACACUACAAACAAAAACAAAACUCACGUCCAUAUUAUACAGAGGCAGAACAGGAUGUUAACCCCUU